Molecule: messenger RNA, 944 nt
Organism: Rattus rattus (black rat)
Lineage: Eukaryota; Metazoa; Chordata; Mammalia; Rodentia; Muridae
Gene: Elf5
Product: E74 like ETS transcription factor 5
Exons: 7
Coding region: 93-857 (254 amino acids)
Biological process (GO): regulation of transcription by RNA polymerase II; cell differentiation
Cellular component (GO): nucleus
Molecular function (GO): sequence-specific DNA binding; DNA-binding transcription factor activity, RNA polymerase II-specific
Source: RefSeq, a predicted model, not a curated record
UUUCUACCGUCCGCUGGUGCUGGGAGCGCGCCUGCCUUCUCUUGCCUUGAAAGCCUUCUGUCUGGACCUAGCCACCACUUGUCUUCACGGUGAUGUUGGACUCUGUAACCCAUAGCACCUUCCUGCCCAACGCUUCCUUCUGUGACCCCCUGAUGUCUUGGACCGAUCUGUUCAACAAUGAAGAAUAUUACCCUGCCUUUGAGCAUCAGACAGCAGCCUGUGAUUCCUACUGGACAUCAGUGCACCCUGAAUACUGGACCAAGCGCCAUGUCUGGGAAUGGCUCCAGUUCUGCUGUGACCAGUACAAGCUCGACGCCAACUGCAUCUCCUUCUGUCACUUCAACAUCAGCGGUCUGCAGCUGUGCAGCAUGACGCAGGAGGAGUUCAUUGAGGCAGCCGGCAUCUGUGGGGAGUACCUGUACUUCAUCCUCCAGAACAUUCGCUCACAAGGUUAUUCCUUUUUCAACGAUGCUGAAGAGACUAAGACCGCCAUCAAAGAUUAUGCUGAUUCCGGUUGCUUGAAAACAAGUGGCAUCAAGAGUCAAGACUGUCACACCCGAACAAGCCUCCAAAGUUCUCACCUGUGGGAGUUUGUCAGAGACUUGCUUCUGUCUCCUGAAGAAAACUGUGGCAUCUUGGAGUGGGAAGACAGAGAGCAGGGCAUCUUCCGAGUGGUUAAGUCAGAGGCCCUGGCAAAGAUGUGGGGACAAAGGAAGAAAAACGACAGGAUGACGUACGAAAAGUUGAGCCGAGCCCUGAGAUACUACUAUAAAACGGGAAUUUUGGAGCGGGUUGACCGGCGGUUAGUGUACAAAUUUGGAAAAAAUGCGCACGGGUGGCAGGAAGAGAAACUAUGAUCUACACCGGACACCAGGCUCACUUCAUGGAUUGCUGUUGUUUGAAACAAUCAGACCAAACCAGACAUUUGAAAGUCUUCCUCCUCC